Molecule: messenger RNA, 438 nt
Organism: Parnassius apollo (apollo)
Lineage: Eukaryota; Metazoa; Arthropoda; Insecta; Lepidoptera; Papilionidae
Source: the annotation of a GenBank genome assembly
AUGUUCUUCGAAGCUAUUUCAACAGAUUGGUGGGGGAGGCACCGCACCGAGGGAUAUUGCUAUCUCCCUCUGUUGUUAAGCUCUGGCUAUAACACUAAGAGGUUAUCCUGCAUCAGGCCAGAGGAGAAGAACAAAGUGGAGGCUGACAGUAGGCGCUUCUUUGUAGGCGGAUGCCAUUUGAUAAAGGAUUUAGAAGUUCUGUCGAAGCCACAACUACAGAGUGCAGACUUCACAUACACAGGCACUGGAUACAUAGACGUCCGAUGGAGUACCAUAAAGCAAGCUCAUACAAUAGGAGGUCAGGAUUUACCUGCACCAGCUGACAGCAGCUCAGCAUCAGCAUUGCUCCAAGGAGCUGAAGCCGUGUUGAGACAGUACAGUCAAGCGAGGGCAAAACUCGCAGCUGCCACCAAAGAUCUUGCAGAAGGAGAUGGAUAA